Messenger RNA from Geodia barretti, 4788 nucleotides. Lineage: Eukaryota; Metazoa; Porifera; Demospongiae; Tetractinellida; Geodiidae. The record is from the annotation of a GenBank genome assembly.
AGAACUCCUUUGCACAUUGCUUGUAGACAUACACACCUCGAGGUUGUCAAGUAUUUGACGGACCUCAAUGGUGUUGAUGUCAAUGCCAAAGAUAAAAGGUAUGGAUCCACCCCACUUGAUUUAGCAGCUGCAUAUGGAUCUGUAGGACUUGUAAGAUACAUGAUUGAAGACAAGAACUGCUAUGAUCCAGCAAACUACAAAGGCUCUAAUACACCACUGCAUUUUGCUGCAUACCGAGGAAACCUGCAUGUAGUUGAAUACCUAGUUGCAAACCGAGGCUUUGAUGUGAACGCAAAAGGUACCAACAACGGUACUCCACUUAAUUCUGCAUGCCGUGCUGGACAUCUCGAGGUGGUCAAGUAUUUGAUGGAUACAAAACUGAUAAUAGAUGAUUAUGGAGAAGGCAAAACUCCUCUUGAAAUAGCUGUUGAACAUGGAACUUUGGAAGUAGUUCAGCAUUUGAUUGAUGAGAGACAUUGCCAUUUUAAAUUUACAAGCAAAGAGGGAUUCACACUUCUUCACCGUGCUGCUCGUUGUGGAAAAAUGGAUAUUGUAAAAUAUCUAAUUGAAACCAAAGGUUUUAAACCAGACUGUAAGGGGUUAAAAAGCAGGACUCCACUUCAUUCAGCAUGUCUAGGUGGUCAAUACGAUGUGGUGGAUUACCUGAUAUACAAAUUAAAUGUUAAACCAUUGUCACCGGAUGAUGAUGGUAGCACUCCACUCCAUUCAGCUGAAAAGUGGUAAAAAGUCGGUUGUUGAAUUGAUAAUCACUGAAUUUGACAGUGAACUUGAAGUUAUUGACAGACACGGAAGAGAUGCAGCAACAAUUGCCAUGGAAAAGAGCUAUACAGCAGAAAUAUCGAGAUAUCUAUACAAUGUUAAUAAACUUCGCCAGAAUCAAUUGCGCAAUUCUCUGAAAAUGAGUUUGAAAAUCACAAAAGUCAUACCUACAGGAGAAGUAAUAGCCAGUGGAAAUAUAAUUGAGUUGAAAAUCCUUACUAGUGGGGAAAGAGUGGCUGGUAAAGUAUUUGAAAUAGACCAAGCAGACACCACUCAAUUAUUGAUGAAUAAACUUGAGUCAAUUAAACAAAAUGCUAAUAUCCUUAUGAAUAUUUCCAAUGAAAAUAUUGUUGGGAUCAAAGGAGUGAGUUUCUUACCCGACAGAAUUCUACCUGUACUUCUAAUGGAAAGAAUGAUCUCGAAUCUGGAUUCAUACAUCAAAAAUCAUCCAUCUUCCAGUUUAUCGCAAAGGAUUGAAAUAUUACGUUAUAUAGCCAGGGGGUUACACUAUCUUCACAGCCUGAACCCUCCAUUUAUUCAUGGACACCUCACUACAGAUAAUGUGUUGCUCGAUUUAGGGUUGAAGGCAAAGAUUGGUGGCUUUGCCAUUGCAUCCACCUCCCGGCGACCCAUAAAAACACAGUAUAUGCCCCCUGAAGCUCAGGGAGGUAUUGAACUAUCAAACCCUAGUGUGGACAUUUUCUCACUUGGACAUUUAGCUCUUUGCACCGUAGUGCGAGAAGAAGUAGGACGACUCCUUCCUUCUCAGUACAAUGAAGCUGGCAAGCCAAUUGUUCUGUAUGAAGUCGAUAGAUGGGCUUCUUCUAUGAAAAAUGCAGAGGAAAUACUGUCUGAACAGAAAUCUGUAUUUCAAGGUAUCAAAGAAUGCCUCUCUAAUGAUCCAAGUAAACGACCAUCUGCUAAAAAAUUACUAAAUAUGCUUGAAGCAGAUGGCAGUAAAGGAGAAUCAAAGGAUAAGGACAUCAUGGAAGGCACAAGUGAAAACGACAGAAGGCUCUAUGGGGAUGCAAUGACACAAGGCUACGUCGAGUCGGCUUUUGCUCUCCUGAUUCUUUUAGGUGUGACAGGAUCUGGCAAAAGCCUCUUCCAACGUCUUGUGUUAGGUUUACCAGUUCCCGAGUUUAGUCCCUCCACCCCCUUCGCCGAAUCAACUAUCCGCUCAAUGUCUAUCAGCAGAGUGGCAGUAAAUGAGAAAGGUUUUAAAUGGGUUAUUAUUGGUCCUCAAAAUAUGAUAGAACUGGUUGCAAAGGAAAUAAAAACUGGUCUCAAACCUCAAAACACAACCAAGUCUGUAAGUGACAAGGAUGAGUUUCGAAAACAGUUCGUAAGUGAACAAAAUGAUUCAAAUGGAGCAGGAAAAAUGGAAAGGGAAAAUAAUCCAGCCCCGCUAAAGCAAAAGUGUGAAGUACCUACAGAUCCAAACAAACAAAGUAAAGUUUUGCAACAAGAGAGUGAAGUACCUGAGACAACACAUAAUGCUCCCAGCAAACGCUUUUCAGAAAAUUUCCUUGAUGCUUUGAAGGGAAUUAAAAUAGACUCUGAUCUUAUGACUAACUCAUCAAAAGAUGUGCCUCAGAAGUUGAUGGAUAUUAAUUUCACGUACCUAUUAGACAGUGGUGGGCAGCCGCCAUUCAGAGAGAUGCUCCCACACCUUGUCCAGCAGUCUUCAGCAAUGGUUUUAAUGCAAAAACUCAAUGAGAGGUUGGACUUUAGGCCUACCAUCAGGUACCGAGAAAAAGAGGGCGAAGUGAGUGAAGGAUACACAUCCGAACUGACAAAUGAGCAGAUGCUCUACCAGUAUGUCCAGGCAGCUCAGUCACAAAAGUCGAAAGUCUUUGUAAUAGGCACUCACAGGGACAUGGAGGGUGAAUGUAAAGAUGAAACCAGAGAAAAGAAAAAUGAAAAACUAUUUGAAGCUUUUCGACCAGUUAUAGGCAAACAAAUGGAGCUGUACAAGGUGGGAAACCCUGAUCAGCUGAUGUUUCCUGUGGACAGCACAAGUCGUGGUCCAGAUGAUGAGGCAACAGCUGAAGAAUUCAGGAAGAAAGUGACAACUAGUUGCAUGGGACAGAAGGUAAAGAUCCCACUGCCAUGGUUUGUGCUGGAGCAAUUGCUGCAAUUGCUUGCAGAGAAGAUGCAGGUCAGAGUAUUGAGUAUUGAUGAAUGUUAUGAGGCUGCUAAACUUAAACUCCUUAUGCCUUAUACUGCCUGUGAAGCUGCUUUAACAUAUCUUGGAAAAUUAAAUCUAAUACUCUACCUUCCAAAUAUCCUUCCUGGGGUUGUAUUCCCUGAUGCUCAGGUAAUUCUGGACAAGAUUACAGAGCUUGUGCGAUGUAACCAUGCUCUAAGAACUUAUGAUAGUUGCACUGAUGCAAUACCAUCUUGUAUGCAAAGCAAUGAGAAGCUUGAACUCAGAGAUUUUGGACAAGUAAGUUCUAAUCUUCUGAACAAAGCCUUUUGUUCGCACUACAGAGACCAUCUUUUCACCUCUUCAGAUUUCUUGAAGCUUCUAGAAGGUUUGAUGAUCGCUGGUAAGCUUGAAAAUGGAGAGUAUUUCAUCCCCAGCCUCCAUCCCAACCUGCCAGAUGAUAAUAUUGCAAAUUAUCGUGUGACAUCAGUGAAAAACCCUGCACCACUAGUAAUCUAUUACCCCAAGAUGUGGGUGCCAGUUGGAAUAAUGCCUACACUUACAGUGUACCUUCGAAACACAUGCAAGUGGGUUCUUGCUGGGGGAAAGCCAGCCUGCCUGUACCACAACUGCAUCCAGUUCAAGUUAGUAGAUGGCAAGCCUGGUAGUACGGUUCUCAUUGAUUCAACCAAGUUUCUGGAGGUCCAUGUCUCAACAUCACUUGAAGUAGAUCCGAAACUGUGCACUAAAAUAGGACAAGACAUCAUGGCUGGCCUUAAGGAGGCUCAUAAGUCCCUCCACUAUGACUCAGCUGAGGCUAUGAUGGGAUUUCUCUGCUCGGGUGAGUGUGGCAAUAAAGAAGCCCAUCUCGCAACAUUGGAUCCAGAGAGAGAAGCAUGGCUAUGUUCCGAAAAUGGAAAUAAAGGAAACUACCUGAACGAGAGACAGAAGUAUUGGGAUGGAGCGUUGAAGAUAACUGCUAAAGGUGCAGCUGAACCACACGAGCAAAAGCAGGCACCAAGGAAGCAGGACACUACAAGUUCAAGUAUGCAUAUUGGCUAGUUGUGUAUAAUUAACCCUCGGCGUGCAUGCACAGCGAGGGUUACAGUAGUUGGUCUGUGUGUGUGUGUGUGUGUGUGUGUCUGUCCACGACUAUUCUCGCACUACAGGUGGCGUAAGAGCGAUACCAAACAUUUCAGUGCUACGCGAGCCUAAAAAAUAAAACGGCGAUUUUCCUGAAACGACUGCGUUCGAGAGAUAUGCCGUGAAAACAAGCGAAAAAGCCAAUAUGCAUAAUCGGCGCACUGGGCACCGCGACCUGAUCUGCUCGCUCUGUGUAUAUAGGCUCAGGAAGUCACAACGGUAUCGACUCCCGCAUGCUAUCUACUACUGUAGCUAGCCCUUGUCAGACUCUCCGCGAGCUACUAGUGGGAGACCACGAGUAAAUGCAUACAGCCCAGCCCGCAUCAAUUAGCUGUAUCGUGCAUGUUGUUCGCCGAGGGUUUGCACUUUAGCUAGUGCUUUUCAUUAUCAUAAUUUGUUUCAGGUGAAAACCCAACAAUGCCAAAACUGGUCAAGAUGAAAGUUCCUUCGCGAGUUGGACCAAAAAUAAAACAUUUUGGGAUAAUUCUGCUUCAAGAUGAUGGUGGUAACAAGGUGUCCAACAUCGCACGUAAGUGUCAGGAAAACCCAGAGGAAAUGGCAAUGGAGGUUCUGAUGGAGUGGCUGGCAGGGAAGGGGAUAGAGGUGUCGUGGAAGAGCCUCAUAGCAACUCUAAGACACUGUGAACUACUACAAGUGGCUAAAGACUUACAGAUGGCACUGGACAAACAACAAUCUUGAUGUGCUGCUAGUGUUAU